Messenger RNA from Alligator sinensis (Chinese alligator), 1960 nucleotides. RefSeq names its product neuroligin-4, X-linked. The transcript has 4 exons. Gene Ontology annotation, biological process: modulation of chemical synaptic transmission; neuron cell-cell adhesion; synaptic vesicle endocytosis. The record is from RefSeq and is a predicted model, not a curated record. The coding region runs from base 1 to 1893 and encodes 630 amino acids. Gene Ontology annotation, cellular component: cell surface; synapse; postsynaptic specialization membrane. Lineage: Eukaryota; Metazoa; Chordata; Crocodylia; Alligatoridae. Gene Ontology annotation, molecular function: neurexin family protein binding; signaling receptor activity.
AUGAAAAAGGAGGAGUUACAGGAUUCUGCUGAGAAGCUGUUGGAAUGGGCUGUCGUGGUCUGGAAAGGUUUUCUAAGUACUGGUGACCAAGCUGCAAAAGGCAAUUACGGAUUGCUUGACCAAAUCCAAGCUUUACGAUGGAUUGAAGAAAAUAUUGGAUCUUUUGGAGGAGAUCCAAAAAGAGUUACUAUUUUUGGUUCUGGAGCAGGAGCUUCCUGUGUUAGUCUACUGACCCUGUCUCACUAUUCAGAAGGCUUGUUCCAAAAGGCAAUCAUACAGAGUGGAACAGCCCUGUCCAGCUGGGCAGUGAACUACCAGCCUGCCAAGUACACUCGGAUAUUGGCAGACAAAGUGGGCUGCGACAUGCUGGAUACCACUGACUUAGUUGAAUGCCUUCGGAAUAAGAACUACAAAGAACUCAUUCAGCAGACCAUCACUCCAGCCACGUACCACAUUGCUUUUGGGCCUGUGAUAGAUGGGGAUGUGAUUCCAGAUGACCCUCAGAUUUUAAUGGAACAGGGGGAAUUUCUUAACUAUGACAUAAUGUUAGGUGUGAACCAAGGGGAAGGCUUAAAAUUUGUGGAUGGAAUUGUGGACAAUGAAGACGGUGUAUCCCCAAAUGACUUUGACUUUUCCGUCUCCAAUUUUGUGGACAAUUUGUAUGGUUAUCCAGAAGGAAAAGAUACGCUGCGAGAGACCAUUAAGUUCAUGUAUACUGACUGGGCAGAUAAAGAAAACCCUGAAACAAGAAGGAAGACCCUGGUAGCUCUCUUUACUGACCACCAGUGGGUUGCCCCAGCUGUUGCUACUGCUGACCUGCAUGCCCAGUAUGGCUCUCCAACAUAUUUCUAUGCAUUUUAUCAUCACUGUCAAAGUGAAAUGAAACCAAGCUGGGCUGAUUCAGCACAUGGUGAUGAAGUCCCUUACGUGUUUGGCAUUCCCAUGAUUGGUCCUACGGAAUUGUUUAACUGCAACUUCUCCAAGAAUGAUGUCAUGCUGAGUGCCGUAGUUAUGACAUACUGGACAAACUUUGCCAAGACUGGAGAUCCAAACCAGCCUGUUCCACAAGACACAAAGUUUAUUCAUACAAAACCCAACCGUUUUGAAGAAGUGGCCUGGUCCAAGUAUAACCCUAAAGAUCAACUGUACCUACAUAUUGGCCUGAAACCCAGAGUCCGGGAUCACUACCGAGCAACAAAAGUUGCCUUCUGGUUGGAACUUGUACCACACCUGCACAACCUCAAUGAAAUAUUUCAGUAUGUUUCCACAACAACAAAAGUUCCCCCUCCUGAUAUGACAUCAUUUCCUUAUGUAACCAGGCGGUCUCCUGGAAAGCUGUGGCCAGCCACCAAACGUCCAGCAAUGACACCAGCCAACAAUCCUAAACAUUCAAAAGACACUCAUAAAACUGCCCCAGAGGAUACAACUGUUCUCAUAGAAAACAAGCGAGAUUAUUCCACAGAGCUGAGUGUCACUAUUGCUGUGGGAGCAUCCUUGCUAUUCCUCAACAUUUUAGCUUUUGCUGCACUGUAUUACAAGAAAGACAAGAGGCGUCAUGAAACACACAGGCGCCCCAGCCCUCAAAGGAACACAACUAAUGAUAUAGCGCACAUACAAAAUGAAGAGAUUAUGUCAUUGCAGAUGAAACAGCUGGAGCAUGACCACGAGUGUGAAUCGCUGCAGGCACACGACACACUGAGACUCACCUGUCCACCUGACUACACCCUUACUUUGAGGAGGUCCCCAGAUGACAUUCCACUCAUGACACCCAACACCAUAACCAUGAUUCCUAAUACAUUAACAGGAAUGCAGCCUUUGCAUACUUUCAACACUUUCAGUGGAGGACAAAACAGUACUAAUUUGCCCCAUGGACAUUCUACUACUAGGGUAUAGCUCUGCCAUUCCUCUUUCACCCCACAAGCCAAUUGGAAGAAAAGAGAAAAAGAAGAGGGAAAAAAAU